AUGGCAGAGAGCUUUAGAAUGAAUUCUCGUGAUCCGGCACGUCGUAGUGAUGAGUCACAGCCCCAUGAAAACCCUUUUCAGCCUCGUGAUGAGCCACAGUCUCAAUAUCAAAACGAAGAAGAGGAAGAAGAGGAUUCUGGUGGAAAAGGAUCAGAAGAUGAGCUACAGCGGGAACGGACGGGAACGCAUGAGAUGGCUGAAGAGAUCGCAAAGCUUAAGGAGUCCAAGAAGAAGGCAGAGAAGCCACUACCUCCAUCUCAAGAGGUAAAUGAGCCUUUCAAGUGCAACUUGAUCAACCAUAAUGGAAAUAAUGAUGUUGUUGCAAUAGGAUAUUGCUAUCCAAGCCGUGUAUUUCUCCACAAUGUACCCUUGAAGCCUGGUGAAGUUGCUGUGACAGUGUCUGAGGUCAAGAUAGACAUACAUCUUUGGGCACCAGUAGAUGACAUUGAGAUGCUAAGAAAUGCAAUUGACGCAUUCAUUGCCUGGCCAAAGGAAAUGGUAGUACAUUAUGAGAGAGUUAAUAACAGAGAGGAGGAGAAAUCAGAGGAGCAAAUUGAGAAGAAUGCUAGUGAGAAUGCGUCAAAGAAGGAUGAAGCUAAUGAGAGAAACAGCAAUCAAAGGAGCUACAGCGGGAACGGACGGGAAUGGAUGAGAACGAACGGGAACUGA
Messenger RNA from Arabis nemorensis, 669 nucleotides. The record is from the annotation of a GenBank genome assembly. Lineage: Eukaryota; Viridiplantae; Streptophyta; Magnoliopsida; Brassicales; Brassicaceae.